Molecule: messenger RNA, 1939 nt
Organism: Trichoderma asperellum CBS 433.97
Lineage: Eukaryota; Fungi; Ascomycota; Sordariomycetes; Hypocreales; Hypocreaceae
Source: RefSeq, a predicted model, not a curated record
AAGCCUUGCGAAUCUGACCUCUUCUUUUCCCUGCAAUUAGCAAGUUCCCCCCCUAUCGCAAUAUGGCUUCCUCCCUCCUCAGCCUCUUGGGCCUCGGCCCCAGGAGAUCUGCGCCGCCAGUUGUGCCGACUGAUGAGGUCGUGCCGGUGCAUCUCUUUGACGACACGGCAACGCUGCGGCGCUAUACGUUGAUGUGGACCUUCAGGUUUGACGACGUUCUCGAUGCCGAUAAGCUGGGCAAUGCGCUCUCUGAGCUCUUCCAGAUGGAAGGAUGGCGGAAGCUAGGCGGUCGAAUUCGACGCAGGCCUGAUGGAUCGGCUGAGAUUCACAUCCCAUGCCCCUUCACAGAGGAGCGACCGCCGCUCUACUUCACAAAGGCGAGAUUCGACAUGCGCAUGUCCGAACACCCCGAGGCAUCCACGCUGCCGACUGCCCCAGAUAACUCGAAGCCGGCGACGUUCCCAAGUCCUCGCAACUAUCAGUCAUUGGGCCGUGGACCUGGAUCGCCAGCUUGUAUCGAUGACUACCUUUAUUCCGAUCUUCCGCAGUUUGCCCUUCACGUAGUCAACUUCACAGACGGGACAUUGGUCUCCAUCAACUUCAAUCACAUCGUCAGCGACCUCGCCGGCCUCAUGGCCAUCAUGAAUGCUUGGCAGCUCGUGCUGGCCGGAAAGCCGGAAGCGGUGCCUCCAUUCAAGGGCCUCUAUGAAGAUUCCAUGGCUGGUCUUCACAAGGCGCAGACAGCGGAAAAGUAUGUCCUGGCCGACAAGCAGCUUUCGGGGUGGAAGCUUGCGGCAUUCGGACUGCGGCUCGUGUUUGAUUACUGGUGGAACUCCCCGAUCGAUUCGAGGCUGGUUUGCGUCCCCAAGAAGACGAUGGAUGCUCUUGUUCGGGCGGCUCAAGACCAGGUGCCACAGUCUGUGGACACCAGCAGCAAUGGAAAUCCGGCUCGAUUCAUUAGUGAGAAUGACAUUGUUGUAGCGUUGGUCACAAAGGUAGUCGCUCAGAACUUACCCCCCAACCGCCCCAUUACCGUCCUGCAGGCUGUUGAUCCUCGCAGCCGCGUCAAGUCAGUUUUCGACCAAAACGCCGCCUAUGUUUGCAAUGCUCCUGCUGCCGCCUUUCUCUUGUGCAGCAGCCAGGAGGCAGUAGACAAGAGCAUCGGCGAACUGGCGCUUGACGGGCGAAAGGCAAUUCAGUCGCAGGUCACGGAAGAGCAAAUGAAGGCUGUAGCCGUGAUAGCAGGCAAAUCCAUGGCGAACACCGGGAAUCCCCCCAUAUUUGGGGAGAGCAAUAUGGCCUUGGUGGUGUCUUCCAACUGGAGCAAAGCCAAGUUUCUGGAAAAGGUGGACUUUAGUCCGGCAAUCGUCGAGAGCUCGCAGAGGGAUCGCCCUAGGGGGAAGCCGGGCCAUCCAGUUUAUUACCAUUCUCAGAGCUUAGAGAAGGGCAGCUUGACUACAAACGUUGUCAUCAUCAUGGGCAGAGACCUAGAAGGGAAUUUCUGGAUGAAUUGUGCUCAACCAGCCCAUGUCUGGCCAGUGCUGCUAGGACUGCUGGAGAAGUAUGCAUAGGUUCUAUGGUUUGACAGCUCACAGCCUGCUGCUCAGUGUAGGUAUUUGCUGCCAUGAUUUCGUGUUAUUAAAUGGCGUCUUUCUGAUCUAUUAAAUGUCUAUAAAAUAUCUAAAAAUACAAAAGAAUGGGCAUGGCCAUCACAGCUGCUACCAAGUAGAGGCUGGCAGUGGCCAUGCCGGCUCCAUUCUUGGAGGAUCCAGUCUUGGUAGGGCUAGCAGUAGUGGUGCUUCCUUGUGCAGGGCUUCCAGUCUUAGCUGGUGCGUCGCCAGAACCCGUGGACUGUGAGCUAUCAGAGCCAGAGUUAGAACCGGAUCCAGAACCAGAGCCGGAGCCGGAGCCAGAGCCAGAGCCAGAGCUGGAAUCCUUG